Corticium candelabrum is the source of this 5899-nucleotide messenger RNA. RefSeq lists its product as uncharacterized. The coding region runs from base 65 to 5647 and encodes 1860 amino acids. NCBI's taxonomy places the organism in Eukaryota, Metazoa, Porifera, Homoscleromorpha, Homosclerophorida, Plakinidae. The record is from RefSeq and is a predicted model, not a curated record. Gene Ontology annotation, molecular function: GTP binding. The transcript has 5 exons.
CUGCAAUGAUAUUAUGCAUACCUCUAAAAUUUACACACGUGAUCCGUCUAGUUGAACCUUAAUCAUGUCUGAGUCAGAAGAAAGCUCUGUUGUGUCUUUGAGUACACGCCAGUGGGCCGUUUUGGCAGAGCAUUUGGAUUCCCAAAUUUUAAACGAGUUCCUUGUCAAUGAGCUCCCUUUCAUUAGGAGCAACAAAGCUGAAGGCAGUCAUCGAGAGGAAACGCGAAAGCUUCAAGUUGAUCAACUGAAACGUUUAGUUAGUAACGAUUCUAAUAAGCUAUCGUUACUGACAGCUGAAAUUUCAAGCAGACAACCAGAGCUGGCCAAACGUAUGAAUCUGGUUUGUGCAGGAAUGGACUCAUCCCCACAGUCGUCACGUAAACAAGGAGGUAUCAAAAUUGCUGAUGUAGAAGUCGGAUUAGAGUUACCUCAACAUCCUAGAAGAAGCAGCGAAGCAGAUGAGGAAACGCGGCGUCUUUUUCAGCCGGGUCCUGGAGCGCUGAUGGCUAAUCUCGACAUAGAGAAAAACCUUGAAGACAGAAAUGCAGAACACUUGCUGCCGUUUUCUUUAUCUGAUACUGGGAACAGUCUUCUAGCAUCUACCAUUGCAGAGCAAGAUAGCGACAGCGAAAUGUCCGAACCGCCCUCAGUCUUGGAAUUGUCUUCAAUGUCAGUGACAGCAGAAAGCAAGAACCAAACCAAAGUAUCACCGAAUAUUUCUGGACACUUAAUUCAACCAGGUGACAAGAAAUUUAUUGCAUUUUGCGACUUAAUGAUUGGAAAGCAGGAGAAAAGAGAAACAGACGAAAGCCUUUUGAUUGUAGAAACCGAUGCUUUCAAUGCUGAUAUCUUGCUAGAUUGCUACAAACAAAGUCAGGCAUCUGGAAAUGGUCUGGCUUUAGUUAUAAAACCGUAUUUGGUUGAUCUCUUGAAACGACAGCAGAGUUUAGAUGCUGUUUGCAGUUUGAAAGAGUUGAAAGGAAACAGCAGGAAGUCGCAAGUAAGAAAAGAAUUGCCUUCAGAUUAUUUUAGUUACAAGCACAAAGACUUGUUUAUAGCACUGCUAGAGGUAACACCAUCUCACAGUCACAGUCGGUUGAUAAAUUUGUGCGCUAAACUCAACCGUCCUGUCCCGUUUCUUUAUAGAAAGGUUCUGAAAAACGGAAACAUUGGAUUUCAGCUUGCUGCAAGUGGAUAUGACGAACUUCUUUGUCGUCCCGUUGACCCACUUUUGGUUUCUUACGGAACUACAUCUGCUAUUCGUAAAGGAAAGACGAAUCUUUUGGUCAACCUGUUUGGUUUUAGUGAACAAUCAAAUGCUCUGUCCUUAGAAUCUAGUCCAGGCGGUCCGUGUCACAAACUGUCUAUUGACAUGGUCUUUGAUGCAAAAUUGUCAUUUGAAGAAAGGACAAUAACCUUUAUAGUAGCCGAUGCACAUGACUAUAACAGCAACAGCUUCGGCUUCAAUCUUGUUUUGGGCAUUUUGUCACAAGCAGCCGUUUGUACUAUUUUGCAUGUUACUUCAAAAGACUUCAGUCCUGAAGGCAAGCCAAACACUGAACUUUCUUGCAUUUUAAGCUCUUGCUUAAAGGUUUGGGAAAGGCCAUCUCACCUGGCUCUUUUUUGGCGCGACUAUACAGACGAAGAGGAGAGUUUGAUUGUCAAUGCAAAGUCUAACGUUUCUAGCCUAUUCUCUGAUUCUAAGAUAACAGCUCAUUUCUAUAAAAUUUUGAAUUUGAAGGAAGCAAACGAAGUCGAAGCAGAUGCUUUGUUUGACGACUUAAAAAACGAGUUGAUGACAACUUUGCAACAAAUUUCAACAAGUGUUCAUAAUGCUAUGCCUUCCAUAAAACACAUAACUCAUGCAAUGUCCUUUUCUGGUAUAUGUUUCAUAGCUGAAGCAAUCGACGACAUGCAAGUGUCCAUACCGACCAAUCAUAAGGAGGCUGUCCUAAGUUUAGGAAAAAUUAUUCACUUGUUCUUGGACCAGCAAUUUGAAAACUCCGAAAACGUCACGGAGUGUCUUUUUCCUGCCUCGACGACUGUUCAACGUAUUGUUGCUUUAGAAGAAAGUAUGCGAAAGCAUGCUCGACAAGUUUCGUGUGAUCAUAAAGCCAUUGCUAAACUAGAGGCAGAAUCGGUAGCGUUGAAGAGAAAGAAGAAUCAUUGCAGUACCUCAAAAAUUGUUAAACAAUUUGCUACGAUUAUCUCAGUUAACGGGACUGAAGGUAUACAGGAGUUUGCCAGACAACUGGAGGCUUGGAAGAAGCCAAAAUGCGAACCUCUCAUUCAAGAGCGACGUGAACUACAGAGUGAUUAUGAAAAAAAAGCUGCUUCACGCAAGACAGCAACUAAUAACGAAGCAAAAGAGCUUGUCGACGAUAACGUUGCAUUUAUUAAGAAUCUUAUUCAAAAGAAUUCUCGACGUCUUAAUUCCUAUGAUAUAUCAAUUGAUCACUUCUGGAGCGAACUAAUUUGUCUAUGUGAAGUAUCAACGCAAAACGAACUUGGCCGAUCUGUGACUCUUUUGAAAAAGGAAUGUGGCCUGUCUCAGUCUCAGUUGUGUACUGCGUACACGCAAUGCGUUAUGAGAGGUUAUCCAAUUCAGCUAUUGCGAGGAAAUCCUUUACAUAUGCCUAGUGAAUUUAUGUCAGAAGUUCUCAGAUCGAUCCAGGUAGAAAGUACACGUCAGCUGUUUGUUAUUUCAGUCAUAGGAGCUCAAAGUUCUGCUAAAUCAACACUCCUUAAUUAUCUAUUUGGAUGUGGAUUUGCUACCCGAGCAGGUAGCUGUACUAAAGGCUUGUACGUUUCUUACAUGCAAACAAAAGAUUUAGAUCUUUUAGUUCUCGAUUCCGAAGGAUUGAUGUCUGUAGAAUCGGGGGGACGUGACUUUGACAAUCAAGUAACUCUCAUGGCAAUGGCAUGCUCUCACAUAGUGAUCAUUAAUCACAAAGGAGAUUUGUCUAGGCAACUGCAAGAACUGCUGGAAGUUGCUUUGUACGCUAUGCAUUAUUUAGAGGUCACUAGAUGGAGACCUGAUGUUCUCUUUGCACUUAGGGAUCACGUGGAACGUGACUAUGAAGCGCUUCAUCGUCAGUUGGCAAGCAUGCGCCAAAGCCUAGAUGAAAACGCUGGAAAAAUGAAUUUUGAUGUAAACAGCUUGCUGAAGCUUGAUGCUGAUUCUCUAUUUUUACUACCACCCGCAUUUGCCAACGAAAUUUAUUGUGGACAGGAAGUAAAGCUUCCCACAGUGCUUUUCUCGAACGAGGUAUUUGCACUAAGGCAAAAGAUAUUUAAUGCUUAUCGCACAAGAUUGGAACGGCCAGAUGAUCAUGCAGGUGAUCUGUUGUCUCUAGAAGAAUGGUUAGUACAUGCUAGAUCAGUUUGGAACAAUAUCAUGUCUUUUGGAGGCAAUUUUGUUCAUUUCGAAAGUUUGCAGCAAAUAGAGCAACGAAAAGAAAUCGUCAAUACGUUUCACAAAAUCACCAAUGACGUUUUGGAGUCGGGUAACGGCUACAGAGCACAAUGCGAAACUAUUUUACGUUCGUUUUUUAUACAGUCUCAAGGACAUAGUUUAGAUAAUCGAGAGCUAUUGUUUUUGGACAGAUUUUGCGCAGACUUGGACUGCGUCACAGAGAACACCAAAGAGAAAGCAAUUCAACUGUUUGCCGAAGCUUUUAAGAAGCGUCCUUACGGACUUCAAUGGAAGGAUGAGUUUGAAAUAAGAUUAGAUUCAUGCAUAAACGAAGUCCGAUCGGGAAUUUUGCGAGCAUGGCAUCGCUGGGUAGAGAGAGUUAAAGACAACGCCAGAACAGACGAGAUUGAGAAGUCUCUUAUGAAGGAUAUGGACAGAUUCUUGGAAGAAGGAGGUAGUAUAGAAGCAAUGUCAACUGCCGAGCUACAAACGCAGUUUGAUCGUAUCUGGGACGAUCAUUUCAAAGGAGCGAAACAAAAGCUUGAAGAAAGCUUAACUCCGCCUGACAUUCAAGAGACUGUCGUUUUCAAUCGGUUCAAGCAUCAAAUUGACAGAAGUGCGUUUUCAGAUAACAUAUUUCGUGUACUAAAGAUAGAUGUCAAUCACGUCCCCUCCCAAGAAGCAUUGUUGACGUCACAACCGCUGCAACAUUACGUGGUUUACGUAAAACACUCAAGCGGAUGGAGAGUGAAGCACAAAGUGACCCAUGCAAUUCCUGCAAAUUUGCCUUACGAAGCGUACAAAGCGGAAAAGAAACUAGAAGCUGCCAGAUACCUUAAAGGGGAAGUUUAUGCCAUGUUUCGAAAGUUGCGCAAUGACAUUUUGCAACAAUCGGAAGACCUGGAAGGGCCAAUAUUAGGAUCGUUAAUGAAACGAACUAACAAGGCUAUUGCUUCUAUCGGUCGCGAAUUAGAAUCCAAGUUUGAUGUAAAUCUUCAAUAUACUUUAUUUGCAAAUGCUGUUUAUGACGAGCUCAAGUAUGAAGCACUGGAAAAACUGAACAGCAAAGAAAGAGAUGAAGUAGAAGAGAAAAUGAGAGAGUUACAAGAUCGCAAGGAACAAAUAUCUCAGAGAGCAAUGGCAAGACUUCAUGGACAACAGAGUGAUAUCGCUAAAGCUUGGUCGGUAGCAGGUAGCAUUUAUAGUUGUUUGAUCGAUUGGGCCAGAAACGAAACCUUAAACUAUUCCCUUAAAGCAGAGCAAAGUAUCAAAAGUCAAAUGCCAAACGCUCGCGCAGCAGCGGUGAAAGCGUUCGAGUCUAGCUUUGAAGAGGAAGAUUGGGAAGCAGUCGUAGAAUAUUGUAUAGAUGCAAACAAGUUCUUAGAAAAAUUGUUUAAUAAACGUUUUGGCAAACUGGAGCAAGGAAUCAUUUCUGAAGACCUGGCAAAUAUGAACGAGUACAUUUCAUCCAAACUAAAAAGACUAAAGUCUCUGAUUUCUAAAUGGUCUGAGAAAGAGAAAAAACACUUUACGACACUGGGCUUUCUACACUAUGCCAGCAAAGUUUUUCCUAAGCAAACUGAUGAACGCCAGAAGUUUAAUCUUCCUUCACUAGGUCUUGCAUGUGAGCUAGACCUGUUGAGUCAAAUUCCAAAAGACUUCGAAAUCGCUGAUCUUAAGCAGUUUGCUAAUGCUGUAGUAGCGAGCAUUGAAAACAAAGUAAAAACAGGAAAAGUUGACGAAAUGGUAGUAGAACUAUUUAAACGUGAUUUGAUGAAAGUUAAUCGUGAACUUUGGAGAAAGGUAAGAGGAUGUCAAGAAGUUUGCCCCCUCUGCAACUCAAAAUGUGACCGAGAUGAGAUACAUUUACAACUAAAUCAAAAGCAUCAAUGCCGCAUUCAUCUGUUGCCAGCAUUUCACGGAAGUAGAAUCACUGAUGGCCACGCACCUGUACUCGAUUGCUGCACUUCUGCCGCUGUAAGAAAAAUUAAAUGGAGACGCAAGGACGAUCCUGAUGAAGAAAUGAGGACUUUUGAUAAACAUAUUAAACACCACUGGCCGCAAUGGGACAUUCCUUUAUCAAAACAUUCCCUUGGAGUUGCUCUAGAGUCGAGGUUAAGAAGAGCUUGGGUGAACUGCCGCAAAAGGUUAAUCCAACGUUAUGACAUGAAAGACACAACUCCUCAGGAAUGGAUUGAACUCUACGAGCAGGAGAAUUCUUUGAAACAAUGAACGUUUUCUUUUUGUGCUCAUAGUUAACCUAUUAACAUUUACUGUUGCAAUGGUAAUAACACUUGAUAAUUAUUUCUUAAAAUUUGCUAGAUUGUUGUCAUUGUUGCCUUUGAAUAUGUUAUAUUGCUUGCAGUGUUGUCAAAGGUGGUUGAAACAAAGACAUUUUAGCAAUGUGUCGCUUAUUGUUAGCAUUUAUACAAAUUUGUAACAAAUAAUGUUUUUUACGGAUAAUUUUAAACACUAUUAUUAUUA